GGCCGUGGCCUCGCGCAUGCGCAGUGGCGGCCGGGCGAUGGCGGCUGGGGCCGCGCGGCCCUGCGGCGGGCACGGGCCCCGCUGGGCGCUGCCGCUGCGGCCGCCGCUCUGCCUGGCCUGCGCUGUGGAGACCCUGCGCGACGGCAGCGCCUCGCUGGUGCGCAAGAAGCACGUCGUCUCCCGCCUCCACGAUGCCCUGGCCUGGCAGGCGCUGCCAGUCGUCCAGCUGCUGGCACCAGACGAGAGGGUCUGCGGUCAUUUGAUAGGAACUCUCUUUGGGAUGUUGCAUACUGUGGAAGACAGUGGUGCCCUGGACCUGUUUGCAGAAGUUCUGGUGCGGCUUGUAGUGGAGCUGAAGUCAGAACAGUACUUACGCUGCAUUUUGGAUGAAAGCCAAAAAGAGCUGUGCAAAGCAACUACCAUGAGGGGCAGCCUGCCCACAUUCGCUCUCUUGGGCAAGCUGGCAGAUGCCAUCCCAGGCUUUGCGGAUAUACUGGUGGUAGAGCACAGUAAUUUAGUGGACCACAUGCUGAUGGGUUUGACAUACCCAAAUGAAUCUAUAAAGGCUGCUGUCUGCUACUUGUACGGCAAGCUAUACUCCUCUCCUGUUGGCACAGAGCGGCUCUCAGCACACUUUGAGGAAAGGCUGUGUGGUCUCUUCUUGAAGGCCUUGGGGCGUGCACAGACAAAGGAGCUGCAGGUUAAUUGUUUGGGUUUGCUAAAGGAGCUGCUGAAAUCUGACCAUUUUGUAUCCAUUCUUAUGAAUAAUUCAAGGACAGAGGAGGAGUCUGAGAACCCUGACUUUUUAGGAGGGGAACAUCCACUGCCGCUUGUUCUCAAAAAGCUUUUAUUGACCAGAGAUGAAAUUUUACAGGCAGCAAGUGCUCACUGUGUGGCUGCAGUGCUGGUUCACUCGCCCAGCAGAUAUGCUCCUCCUUUUAUCCAUGCGGAUGUCCCAGAAUUCCUGUUUGAGUGUCUCUCGUGCAACAGUGAAAUUCUCAUCUGGUCAGUGUAUUGCUGCCUGCUUCUCCUAACUGAAGAGCGCCUUUUCUUCUCGAAGUGUCACACAGUCUAUGGCAUUGAGUCUCUGGUGAGGAGUCUCCAAGACAUCCUGCAGCUGAACAAUGUGGAAUUGCACAAGCAGGGGCUCCUGCUCUUCACCGAAAUACUGAAACGGCAGCCAGUGGAAAUCAAAUUAUUCACAAACCGAGGUGUAUGUAUAGAAGCCAUUGAUGUUUUGAUGGAGACAGUGAACUGCCCUGUGCUCGAGGUGGUGGUGGAGGCUGUGAGAGCUGUGGCAGCUUUCCUGAGGAAGGACCAUCUGAGCUCCCCUCCAGUCCCAUAUGAAGAGCUGCAGAAGCUGCUGGAGGCAAUGCUGAAGCGAUGUGCUGACUUCUCCCCACCACAGAGUAGCAAGAGGCAUGCAGGUGAUCUCCUAUUCUCAGUGUCUCAGAGUCACCCAGCAAACAUAAAUCGUGGCAGAGUUCCUCAGAGACAGGGCCAGUUAUUGCUCAACACACUGGAAAGUUUCAGAAAUGCUUGCAGGUUAGCAGUGGAAUUCCAGAGUGACCCCAUGGCCCAGGAGAAUGCUUUCACUGCCCCCAACUCUAAAAGUAAGGACACACUGAGCAACUUCUCUGAGUUCCUGUUAAGGAUUUGUGACAGUCUCUGCAUCCCCAUGGUCAUGAACUACCUGGAAAGGGCUGUCAGCCCAUCAAUGAUGGAGAUUUUCAUCUCAACACUUAACACCCUCUUUACAGUGGUGCCAAACAUGCGGAAUAAGUUCUCCAAAAAGCUGGCAUCCUCCUCCUUCAUAAGACUGACAUUGGAGCUGAAGGCCAGAUUUUGCUCCGUGCAAAGGGUGAGGAGCACUUGGAGACACUCUCUGUGUGUCUGCAGAGAUGUUUUACCUUCUCUUUCCUGUGACUGCAUCUCAUUAAAAGGUAACCCUGCCUUGAAUCAGGCCUGCUCCAGCUUCCUCUGCAGCUUGUGCCUGAGCCUUUACUCUGCCACAGAGAAGGAGAGAACUUCUGCUCAGGAGGAGCAAGAGAUGUCUGAGCUGCUGCAAAAGGGUCUGCCUCAAUUAAACUACACUGUUGCUGAAAGCCUUCUCCUCCUGGCUGAAGCCCCUGAGCCUUUCCCUUUGGAUCAGUCUCUCACCAGCCACCAGCACUGCUUCAUACUCCUCUUGUACUUUGCCUACACCCAUGGGGACAGGUUUGUCCCAGAAGCAGAAUUAUUUUUAGCCAUAAGAAAUUUCCUCCUAUCAGCACAGGACCGUGGAGACUGUCCUGCUCCAUACAUACUCAGAGCUGCGCUUUACCUCCUUGCUGUCUGUCAGGACAAAGGCAGAGCCAUGGACUUGAGGUCGUCGUGUACCAUAAGGAGGAUCCUGGAUAAUCUUCCAGAUCUGAGCUUGGUCUACGUCCACUGUCCUCUCCUGCUGAAACUCUUCCUGCGCUACCCUGAACUUAUGGGGAGAUUUGGACGCCAAGUCCUCCGGCUCUGGUUUACCUGGGGAGACUGCAAGCAAACUGAAACUCAAGAAGCUGGUUUUGGCCUGUCUGAUCAACUGAACAGUGUUAACCCAUUACUUCCCCUUCUGAAGAGCAAUUCCAGCAUUUUACUUAUUUUAUUGGACCUGGUGUGCUCAAGCUCUGUGGAGGUGGCCUGGAAGGUGUUGAUGACUCUAAGGAUCUUCCUGGAAAGAAAUGAGGAUGUUCUUGUCUGUGACCUCCUCCGGAGUCAGUUCCUGCAGAUUCUGCAGCAGCUGCUGGUCGAGAGCAGCUCAGCUUCCUUACAAGCUAACAGGAACCUGCCUGUUUUGCUGAGCCUCCUUUUCCUGGUACAGCUGCGGAGCAAGGGUGUGAGGGAGCUGGACAGCACAGACUUCAAGCUGCUUCACCAGGUUAGCAAUCUCUGUGGGAAAUGCAGGCCAAGGGACACUGACCUCCUGCAGCCAUCCUUGAAUUUUCUGUACUGGAGCCUUCAUCAGACAACACCUUGUAGUCAACAGAGAGCAGUGGCUGUGCUGCUCUCCAACGUGUCCCUGCUAGAGCUCCUGCAGAAGGUUUUGGAGUGCACCUGGCUGCGGCCUCUUCCCUCUCAACCUGCUUACCUGUCAUCUGAGGAUGCCUUGCUUUGCUCUGGAUGGCUGUUGGUUGCAUCCCUCUUACUUUAUCAGCAUCGCUACAACACUGAGGUUCACCAGACACUCUCUCUAGACCUAACAGAAGUCCUGAAUGCAGUCAUCUUCAGGAAGAAGAAGCCAGUCCUGCUGUUAGUGAGCAUCAUGCAGUUCCUGAGAGCUGCCCUGCGACAGAACUUCUCCUCCUCUCUGCUGGUGAUCAUUGACCAAAACGCAGCCCAGGGUGUUACACAACCACAGCCACGAUUGCUGCAGGAUGCUGCCUUGCACCCCCUUGCCAUGUGGCAGGUCUUCUCACUUGUUGUCAGCCUGCAGAACCUUUUGGUGCAUGUCCAGUUGCAGAAAGACUUGCUGCUUUCUCAAGCUGUGGUUGCCUGCCUGGAAACCUUAGUGGAAUACCUGUAUGUGAAGAACCAGGAUGUUGCUCUACAUGUUGCUUCACAGCCCUGGCACCGAUUCCUGCUCUUCACACUACUCAAUGGGGGCCAGAAGUCCUUUCUGCAGCCAGAAGUUCUCAGGCUGAUGACUUUGUUUCUGAGAUAUCAGAGCAGCAAUAUUAUUUCUCAAAAAGAAAUUAGUCAGAUUCUCCGGGAAGCAGCAGAAGCAAACUUAACAGAGCUGCCUGAGGCCACCUCUCAUGCUCUUCACCUCUUCCUUUGUCAGAUUCAGAGCAGUCAUUGCCAGCUGGAGCCGGCACAGUCAGAGACCAUUCAGACCUUGUUGGAGCGCCUUCUGGGACAGAGGACCACAUCUGUAAAACAUCAGGACAUCGUGUAUCCUUUUGCUGGGCAUAUCCUCUCAGGGUGGAAGGAAGGAAUACUUAAUGUGCUGCUCCUCCCCUUCUUCCAGCUAAAAGUGACUAAAGUGGGAAAACAGAGUGGUUGCUGCUGUUGCCUGACUUUGGGAUGAAAGACAUCAUCAUCCCCAAAUUUGAGAAGACAUUUGGGAAAUGAGGAGUCAUUUGGGAUGAAAGAUGUGUCUGUGCUGGGAUUGCAUUCAUCUAUGCAGCAGAGAUGGUCUGGUGAAAGGGGAGCAGGCCGGGGAGCCUGUGACUUCAAAGCGUUAAUGAUCCCUGUGUUGAUUUCCCUGGAGGAUGCACAAUCACUUAAUCUCUGUCUGUGUGCUAACUAGCGCCACUAUGCCCAUGAAGUUGUGAAAACCCAAAGAUGACUUGAGCACUUUCAAAGUACAACCAGCAUUCAGAAACUGCUGAGUGGAUUUAACAAAUUCUGUUCCGCUUGGCCUUAGAGUUCCCUGCUGGGACCUGAAUCCUCCUCUUCUCCAUGGACAGCAGGCAGGAGCCGCUUCCAAAUUACUUGUGGAGAAAGAGGGAACCUGAUGCAAGAUUUUUUCUCAAACUGUCUGCUUUUGCCUUCCUGUUUUCAUCACGCCGCGUUGCCUCAGACAGGUAGCAGUGAUGAAGUAGCUGCAGCAGUGAUUUCCUGUUGGCGUGGGGACUUCCUCCACUGUGGGACACUGUCAUCAGCCAAGUGCAGGGCAUGUGGUGGGUGAGGUGUUUGUUAUCUGUGAGGAGUAGCUUGUCUUCAUGCUUAUCCCCAUUGUGAUACCGCUGCUCUGUGGUGGGACACUCAGAGCACAAGUUGUCCAGGUGGAGACUGUCCAGCCCCAUGAAGUUCCUCUCCACUGCCUUUGCCUGUCUGUACAGGAAGGAGGGAACACGAAGCCUUUUUACAUGGCUGAAGUUGCUUCUCCUUUCUGGCUUUUCCACAUAUGAAGAAGCUUUUUAAUCUUGGUUAUUAGGAAGGGGUUUGUAUAUGGUCAAAGAGCAGCAGUGGUGGCUACCUGACUAGGAUAGUGGUGAACAUGGAAGACAAAACCCCCUGGUCAGAAACAAGCUUUGACAUCAGGUUUGCCCACACUGGUGUUUCUUAUGUGUUGGUGGGGUUUCCAUGGCUUGGGAGAGGGUUGGUUUAGUAAUGCAAACCUCCUGUCAGCAACGUGUCAACUGCGGGAAUUGCCGUAGCAUGCUAGAGUUACAGCCGUGCCUUCCAUUUGUUUUCUGCUCAUGCUGUCAAUGGCAGAUGUCUGGGCAGUGUAGCAGUGUCCCUGUCACACAUUGGAGACUGAAUGAGAAGAUGUGGCACAGGCAGCUGAGGAACAAGGCAAGAAUGGAAUGGGACACCCUAUCCUGCUAUUUAUUCCAGUGAGCAGCAGAGAGAAGAUGGACAAAGGAAGUAACUUGUUGCUCAUUUUCAGAAAAAAGGUUUGUUGAAAAUCACCUAUAAAGCCUGGUUACUGAAA
Messenger RNA from Columba livia (rock pigeon), 5410 nucleotides. RefSeq names its product coiled-coil domain-containing protein 134. The coding region runs from base 17 to 4057 and encodes 1346 amino acids. Gene Ontology annotation, biological process: meiosis I. The record is from RefSeq and is a predicted model, not a curated record. NCBI's taxonomy places the organism in Eukaryota, Metazoa, Chordata, Aves, Columbiformes, Columbidae. The transcript has 31 exons.